AUGAACAACGCUACCAUCAGCGUCUCAGAAUUUAUACUUCAGUGCGCCAUUGAAUCAAAGCAGAAGACCAUUACAAUUUGUGUUCUUGCAUUCAUCUACUGCUUAUCCAUGUUUGGAAAUCUACUGGUGAUCGUGAUCAUAAUCCUGAACCCUCAACUCCAUGUUCCAAUGUACAUCUGCAUCAGCACCUUGGCAGUGAUAGACCUAGCAAACGGCUCAAUUCUUAUCCCUAAGAUGCUCUCUGUCCUCUUACUCAGCUCCCCAGUGGUGCCUUAUGCUGCCUGUGUGUUGCAGAUAUUUCUUUUUCUUCAUGUUGAGGAAAUGGAAUCUUUUCUCUUAGCUUUCAUGGCCUUUGAUCGCUACGUUGCUGUCAUUUACCCUUUACAAUACCCUUCAGUCAUUACUAAUAAAACAAUUGCAAUUGCUGUAUUAGUGUUGAAUAUGUUUGCAAUAAUUUUCAACUUGCAAAUCCCCAUUUUUGUUUCUGAGCUUUCAUUUUGUCGUACUAACAUCCUGCCUUUCUGUUUCUGUGACUAUGCUACCAUGGUUCAUGUGUCUUGUUCUGAAGAUCCUAAGUACUUGAUACCCAUCACUUCUGGUCUAGUUGUCUAUGGUGUCUUUCCACAGGCUUUUACUCUUCUAUCCUACGGUCGGAUUGCUAUCAAAGCUCUGAGGAUUUCUUCAGCAGGAGGGAAAAGUAAGGUUUUCAGCACUUGUGCAACCCACCUACUUGUGGUCGGACUCUUUUAUGGUCCACUUUCAUUAUUUUAUUUAUUGCCAGGAGCAGGAGUGACGAUAACAAGAGAAACUUACAACGUUAUGUUUAUUCUUGGAAAUGCAGUGCCGUCGAUGAUGAACCCCAUUAUCUACAGUUUUAGGAAUAAAGAAAUAAAUAAAAGCAUUCGUAAACUCUUUACUAGGAAAAGGUUAACUCUGUAA
Messenger RNA from Erpetoichthys calabaricus (reedfish), 939 nucleotides. Its product is annotated as olfactory receptor 1468-like. Gene Ontology annotation, molecular function: olfactory receptor activity; G protein-coupled receptor activity. Gene Ontology annotation, biological process: G protein-coupled receptor signaling pathway. The coding region runs from base 1 to 939 and encodes 312 amino acids. NCBI's taxonomy places the organism in Eukaryota, Metazoa, Chordata, Cladistia, Polypteriformes, Polypteridae. The transcript has a single exon. The record is from RefSeq and is a predicted model, not a curated record. Gene Ontology annotation, cellular component: membrane.